Molecule: messenger RNA, 1398 nt
Organism: Antechinus flavipes (yellow-footed antechinus)
Lineage: Eukaryota; Metazoa; Chordata; Mammalia; Dasyuromorphia; Dasyuridae
Gene: THAP7
Product: THAP domain containing 7
Exons: 5
Coding region: 99-1034 (311 amino acids)
Biological process (GO): regulation of DNA-templated transcription
Cellular component (GO): nucleus
Source: RefSeq, a predicted model, not a curated record
UUGCGCAGGCGCGGGCUCCGCCUCCUCCAGCUUGUACGCUCUAUAACGGUGAGCGCGCUCUCGCGAGACCACGUCCGCGGCGUCGCGAUGGAGGAGCCAUGCCCCGGCACUGCUCGGCCGCGGGCUGCUGCACCCGUGACACGCGCGAGACCCGGACCCGCGGGAUCUCCUUCCACAGGCUGCCCAAGAAGGACAACCCUCGGCGAGGACUCUGGCUGGCCAACUGCCGGCGGCUGGACCCCAGCGGGCAGGGGCUCUGGGACCCGGCGUCCGAGUACAUCUACUUCUGCUCCAAGCACUUUGAGGAGAACUGCUUUGAGUUGGUGGGCUUCAGUGGCUACCACCGGCUGAAGGAAGGCGCCGUCCCCACCAUCUUCGAGUCCUUCUCCAAGCUACGGCGGACCUCAAAGGCCAAGGCUCACGGCUACCACCCCAGCUCUCCCGACCUCUCCCAGCUCCGAAGACGCAGGCGCCGCUGUUCCACAGGUCGGGCCCCUCCUCCGCCCGCGAAUGGGCCCACCCCGGCCGACGUCCCCUGCUUCCCCGGGGACGAGCUGCCCACCCCCGAAGGACCCGCUGCCCCUGGGAGCCUGCCAGCUCUGCCUCCCUCGCCAGCCCCCAGUGGCCUGGUGAGCCCUUUUUCUGACCUGCUGGAGCCCCUGGAGCCCCACGGGGAAGAAGCCAGCUGCGGCACCUCGCCGUCCCCAGAGCGGGAGCCCUCGCCCUCGCCCUCGGAGGCCCGGCCCGUGUCCCCUUCCGCCUACAUGCUGCGACUGCCGCCCCCCGCUGGGGCCUACAUCCAGAAUGAGCACAGCUACCAGGUGGGCAGUGCCCUGCUAUGGAAGCGGCGGGCCGAGGCGGCCCUGGAUGCCCUGGACAAAGCCCAGCGCCAGCUGCAGGCCUGCAAGCGGAGGGAGCAGCGGCUGCGGCUGCGGAUCGCGCGGCUGCAGCAGGAGCGGGCCCGCGAGAAGCGCAGCCAGGCAGAUGCCCGGCAGGCCCUGAAGGAGCACCUGCAGGGCUUGGAGCUGCAGUGAAGGGACCCAGGUGGGCACAUCGCGGGAGGACUGGACGGAGAGGGACCCGCCCCAUGGCAUGAGGGCCAGGCUGCGGCCUCCUGGGCACCACCAGUGUCCGGCCAUGGCUCUACAGUAUUUCUGGUGGUUUAGGCAUCCCGUUUGGCCCCGCUCCUCCCGCCACCUCCAUGUGCAGUCUGCCCAACAGGUCCAGGUCCGAAGCAGGGUUUGGGGCUGCGUCCCAGGAGCACCCACCCUUGGCCUCCCGCACUGAGACCCCUUCUAUGGGCGUCAGGAGGGAAAAGCCAGUCAGAAGCCAGGGCCUUGGUCCCUCUGUUCUCAUGUCAAACCGUUCCUGGUGGCCAGUAAAGACACUGGAGACCCA